Molecule: messenger RNA, 6059 nt
Organism: Homalodisca vitripennis (glassy-winged sharpshooter)
Lineage: Eukaryota; Metazoa; Arthropoda; Insecta; Hemiptera; Cicadellidae
Product: facilitated trehalose transporter Tret1-2 homolog
Exons: 9
Coding region: 189-1784 (531 amino acids)
Biological process (GO): transmembrane transport
Cellular component (GO): membrane
Molecular function (GO): transmembrane transporter activity
Source: RefSeq, a predicted model, not a curated record
AACCCUGUGGGUGCCGCGCUGGGCAGAGCGCUAGCGACCUGUAAGCUGAGCCCUGGCUCUGGAGUCUAGCAGUAAUUGCAGGGCGGGGGGAAUCAUUGCAGUUACGUAACGUUACAUAACGCGUGAAGAUCGACUGCGGUGUGGGGUCAGUGUAAGAGACUAUCCUACAGUAUAGUGGUGGUGUAGCCAUGGCCGUGAACAGUAGUACGGACUCCAGUUCCUGCGGUGAUGGUCCGGGAACCCAGCGGGAAUUGAAAUCAGACUCUGACAUUUGGCGAGUUAGCACGUUUCGGACAGCUCUUCCACAGGUGCUGGCUACAUGUGCUCAGAGCACAUUACUAUUAGAGCUUGGCAUGAUGGUAGGAGUUCCUACCAUCGUCAUUGCUGCUCUACUCAACUCCGAAACAGGACUGUCCAUGAACUCUACGCAGGCCUCUUGGUUUGCUGGUAUCAUCUUCGGCGUUCAGCCUCUAGGGAGCGUUCUGUCCGGCUACCUCAGCGAGGUUCUGGGCAGGAAGCGAUCCAUGAUGCUAGUAGCUGUGCCUCAGCUGAUCGGCUGGUUGCUGAUGUACUUCAGCCAAGACUUGUUGAUGAUCUACAUUUCUGGGUUCAUGAUGGGAUUCAGCAUAGGAUUCAUGGAAGCUCCUUCUCUGUCCUACGUGGGAGAGAUAUGCCAACCACACUUGAGGGCUAAUAUGUGUUCUCUGACGUCUCUGAAUGUGCCACUGGGCUACCUCGUCAUGUAUCUUCUGGGAACUAUAUUGGACUGGAGAACGACAGCACUGUGUAGUGCUGCCAUGCCCAUUUUAACUGUCCUUGCUAUAACACUGGUUCCAGAGUCACCGAUGUGGCUGCUGAGGAAGGACCGGAGGGUGGAGGCGGAGGCAGCCCUCUGCUGGCUGAGGGGGUGGGUACAACCUGCAGAUGUGAGGGCAGAGUUUGCCUCCCUGCAAGAUUACAGUGAGAAGUCCAAGAUGGAGCAGUGUCAAGAUAACCCCCAGACUCGAUCUCCCAAGAAGGGUCAAAUAUAUAUCGAGGUGCCAAAGAAUGGAAAUGGCCCAAGACUAGAAGAGGGCCGAUCACCGAAAGUGGCUCAAACGUUCUCGGAGAAGCUGAAGGAUCUCUCACGGCCCGAGAUGAUGAGACCGCUCCGCCUCGUCGUCUUGUACUUUUUCUUCUACCACUGCGGUGGUCUGACGGGCCUCAGACCUUACAUGGUUAAGGUGUUUGGACAGCUGAAGCUUUCCCUGGAUCCCUACUGGCUGACCGUGGCCUCCGCACUACUGCAGAUAUCUGGUGCAGUGGUCUGCAUGUUUACCAUCCACAGGAUAGGCAAACGCAAAAUUUCCCUUGUGUCCAUGAGUGCCUGCUCGCUGUCCGUGCUGUUGCUGGGGUGCUACGUGCUGCUGCUAAGAUACGGACAAAUCGACCAGCCGUUGGUGCCCAUGGUCCUCUUCGCCACUCUUUUCUUCUUCACCAAUCUCGGCAUCGGCCCUGUUCCAUGGGCCCUCAUCUCAGAGGUCUUCCCGCCAAGGGGUCGAGGUAUGGGUGGAGGAAUAUCCUCGGGGAUUUACUACCUCAUGUUCUUCUUGGUGACCAAAACCUUCCUGGAUAUACAGGGGUUGUUGGGCCUCCAUGGAGUUUUCUUCCUGUACGGCUGCUUGGGGGUGGUGGGCAUCGUCUUCGUCUACAACUGUGUCCCUGAGACAGAAGGGAAGCGUCUAGAAGACAUCGAGAAGUUCUUCAAAGACAAGAAAACUGACCGAGUAGUUCCUAUUAAUUAAUUUGGAUCUAGCGUUAGUUAUUGAGGUUUGUUUCCUAUAACCAUAUUUUUUUCCCAAGAUAAGGGAUUGUGGGAAUGUCACUAAUAUUAGUGACAUGGGUCGCAUUUAUACACAGCAUUGUUAAAAACACAACCACAAUCUUACUUCCAGAAAUUGGCAAUAAAUGUAUGGAACUCACGUUAGAAAAUUUCUUAACUGUAAACUAUUUUCAGCUGAACGUUGGUUUUCUUUCAUAAAUAUUCGGAUCUCGUUUAUCCGACAUUCAGUAUUAGCUGGCGUUUGACGUAAAAUAUUAGCGAUACAAAUACCUGGCAUUAGUUUUGCUUGUAUUGCAAUUCCUACAGCUUAUAAUUGCAUGUCCAAAAUUGUAUUCAAUGCUAACUUGUACAGAUUUGUAUCAGUUUUACUAUCGCAACUUGAUUUACUAUCCUAAAAUAUGUCAUAUACAAGAAAACACAAAUUAUUAAACUUUGAAUAAACAUGCUGUUUAAAAUAAAUCAUUAAGAAAAAUUAUACAAUUUUAACUUCAUUAAUUUAACCUAUUAACAGACGUGUUUGGCUAUCCGAUAUCGUGGCCAUCCAUUUAUCUGAUAAACAUCGAAUAAGCAGGAUACGCAUAUAAUUAUACAAAACAAAACAAAUUAAAUGUCCUGAAUGAAAUGAUUAACAUAUUGUUCUUUAUCGUUCAUCGGUAAUUUCGGGUGUAACCUUUUCCUAAAUCGUAUAAAAAUUUAGCAAAGAUAUAAGUACAACCAAAUAAUAACACAUGUUCAAUCUUAUCUUUAAAUCAAAUAAUUGUCUAGUCCCUAAUAGACCAGAUGUGUUCGAAAUGAUUAAUCUACACAAAUAACCUACAAUUUUUCUCUAGAUUAGUUUUAUAUCAGUAACUUUUACGUACUAUCGCACUUUUAGACUCGGGUUUACAUAUACGGUUGGUUCCAGCACCCAACCGUAGUAUUAAUAAUAUACUGUAGUAUAGUACUAGUACAAUCCGGUGGCUUCAUGCUCAGAUCAAAUUCUUUCUACCUAUGUAUUUCUGAUUGCUAACUAAAUAUGUACAUUUGUAGUUUUUAAACAGACUAAAAGGAACUUAGAAUUCAAUAGUUCAUUUUUUAUAUCGGCUACUUUAUAUACUACAUUAGUGGUUACUAUCUCAGAGGUUAUUCCGCGACUAUUAAGUAUCUAAUACUUUUAUUAUUUUUAACUAGUUGUUUAUAGAUACAUUAAGCUUCCAAUUUUUAAUGGUGCUUAUAUGUUAGGUUAAUACUGUUUAAAUUGUUGAUAAGUUUAUAAGUUGUAAAAACUUGAGAUAAAGCCAAAAUGUACCAAACAACACUAUAAACCUCUAGUUUUACUCGUAACUACUUUGUGGUUAAAUAUCACUAUUUUUAUUUUUAUUAUAUUGACAGAAUAUUAGGUAGAUUUAAUCAUUCUAGUCGUAUUACGCAAGAUGCAUUAAUCACAUAUCUGUUCUCAGAACCUUUUAGGUGAAAAAAAUCGAAAUAGGUAACAAAUGUCAAUAGUAUCCACUAGCAAGCUGUUUCAUUGUACUGGGCUGGAGUUCAAGAUGCAUUCAAGCCGAAUUUAGUUUUGGCACUAUUGGGUUACAGUAUGCAAUAGUCUCUCUCUUAAUCGAGCAUGACGGAACGGAUCAAAAUUCGAAUAAUCUAAAAGUCGAUUCACCGACAAUAAAUUAUAACAACCACAUUAAAAAAAGGUAAAAUAUAUUGAAUCACGGAUUGUAUAAGAAUACAACAUAAAUUAUAAUAUUUAUAUUUAUAAAAUUAGUACAUAUAGUAUAAUAAUAAUCAUUUAGACACACUAAUUCACUAUCCAUAGCUCUGAAAAUUCUAAGAGCAGUACAAAACAUUAACACGUUUAAAAACAAACGGACGUGUUUUGACGUGUUUUUUAUUCUGACAGUCUGUCGAUGCCGCGAAGCACGUCAGUUCUAAUCACGUCUUCCUGAAAAAUAAUAUUUAGUCCGAGGCCGGAUAAGAGAGAGCCUACUGUAAUAUAAAAACGUACUAUCUAUAUAUGCUUAAGUAGGCGUAAGUUUCUUAUAUAUAAUUAUUUUAUCAGUAUUAGUAUUUAAGUUAUUUGAUAUGUUUGUCCUAUUGUAUAUAAACGUAGUUUUACUGUUAUUGUUACAUUGUGAAAUGUAUUUAUCAUUGUUAUCUUUGUACAAUCUCAAUGUAGAACGCAGAUUCCCUAACUUAAAAUAGAGCUAUAAGAUUUUACCAAGAGUGGCCUACGUGCACAGUGCACGCGGUCUGUUUCUUAAGUUUGGUUUGCCAGGUAAAAUGAGACAAGAUUAGCGAUCUAUUGCGAGUUGGUUCAGCACAAUUAGAAUGCAAGUUGCAUCCAAUUAAGCAAUAUAUCAGAUAUAUAUGCAAAAAGCCAUGAUAAAUAAAUAAAUUUCUUUAUUUAUAAAUGUUUUUUUUUAAAUAAAAAUAUUGUUUUACAAUUUUUACAAUCAAACUAAAGAUCUUAGUACAUUUUCAUAGUCACAAAGAAGAUAAAGUUUCACUAAAAAUAUAAAUUAUUAGUGUGUUUUAGUAACAGUACAUAAAAUAAUUAAAGGAACUCAGCCAGAGAAUUUUAUGGUAUAUUUUUUAAGUUUCCUUCCGUCAGUAGUUGAUUGUGAACCCUUAAUGGCACGAUAAAAUCGAAUAGACAAUCUCAAACAAAACUAUUCAAAAUAUCAUUUUUUAAAUGAAGCUUGUUUAACUUGUUAUUAACUAAAUUUAAUCAAUAAAACGAUUAAUAAAUAAAUUUAUAAUAGGCUGGUAAAAUAAAACGCCAAGCAUGGCCCAGUUAAACUUAAUAUCCGGCAAUAUUGGCUGAUAUUUUAAUGUUUGAUUCCUAACAAUCAACGUUAAAUUGUAAAGUAUAUCACCGCAUACAUUUAUAUGAUUCAUUUAUCACCUUACAAAAUGUGUAAGUCUCAAUAUGUUCUCAAUUAAAGAUAUUGUUGUAUUAGUAUGAAAUUGUUUUCCAAUGUUUCAAAUUUUUCGACGGAUACCAAAUAAUUACACCGAAGAGUUGAAGCGCAUUUGAUAAAAAAUUAUUUCACAACUCCAUGCCCGACAUACUAGUAGAAGCUGAAAGCCAAUGUGCAUCGUUUAAGUACAAAACCUGGUUUUUCUUUAAAUCGAUGGAAGAAUUUUCUCUUCAACUCCAAAACUGACCUUUAAGGGACUUCCAGUCUCUUUAUCAGUUAUCUUGCAUCAAUUCUUGGGCUAGAGUACACUGUGGACGAUAACGUAAGCUGUUUUUAUAAUUAAGUAUUCAAAUAUAAUAUUGCUUUAGGAGUGCUUACAGCCUUAUUGAUAAUAUAGAUUGUCUUAAUUGUUGAAUUCAUUAUUUUCUCCAUAUAUUAUAUAACACGUAUAACAGUUUUUAUAGCCUCUAAUUGAAUUAUAGUUUAGAUAUAAAUAGUACUAAGCUAAAAUUCAUUAUUACAAUUUUCUAAUAAUUUAUUAUUGUUAUGUAAUUUGAUUUUUAUGUUAAUUUUUAUACAUGGAAAUAUAUGUAUGUUCUGAGUAGAAUUCCUUUAAUAAUUUAAUGUUUAUUUAAGAUUAGCUAUUGUUUUACUCAUCUAAGUUGUCGUGCCAAACGUUCGGCCAGAUAUAUUCUGGAUAUGGGUUAUCAAACUUACUGAAUCUUUGUAUUACCCAACACUAAAACCAUACAAACUUUUCUAUAAGUUUGUAAAAAUAUUAAUUAUGCUCUCAGACAUCUGUUAUCAGACAUUGCAGAGUUUUAUUCUGUUUCAUAAUAGCCACCAUCUCGAGGGUUGUUUUUCGUCGCCAUCUUUUAGCCAUAAGCUAGUAGAUAAGAUAAGAUAGAAACAUUACCGAUCCGAUUCUUAUGAAAUAAGGUAUAUUAUAUUUCCGCAGACUACAAAAACAAUUAAAAUUUACAAGACUGAAAGAUUUAGUGUGGACUAAAAAAAUAUACCAAGUUUUAAAUUACUUGACAAAAUAAUCUUUUUUUAUGAUAGUCUGUUUGUAUCUUUCUCCCUAAGUGUAUGAAAUAUUACCCACUGCAAUGAAAGAACUUCUUAUUUUUUGCUCAGCAGUCAAGGACAAGAAAGUAGGACCAUUUCAUGCAAAGAAUGGUUUCUCGGGAAUCAAACUAUUUUAAUUAAUAUAAUUAACCAUUGAUUCAGACUAUAAAGUAAGCCUUACGUUUAGAACUUAAGAAUUAAUUUUUUGUCAUAUUGUUUGUAAUAUAUGUUAUGUUAUAAAUACAAAAUGUCAUCCAUGAGUA